GAUACCUAGAGAUCCUAACAUGAGGAAGUUGUGGUUACAUGCUAUAAGAAGAGAAAACUUUACUCCCAGUACAGCAACGUUGGUGUUUGAUUUUCCAGCCUAUCUCAAGAAAGAACCUAGCCAUCGAACUGUUUUGAAAAGAAGACAUGAAGAAUCCAACUCAAAAGCAACAGAACAAACUUUGGCUAUUGGUGAAGUAGUAGAAGAACCUGAAAAUGGUGAUCAUGCUGAUGAUGGAAAUAUAUUGGCAGCUGGUCCGUCAAACAUAACACAAAAACUAGGAUUUUUAGAAUCAAGUAAACCUUCAAACAUAUGCAAUUUUAGGGUCAGAAGAUCACCAGUAUACUUUGGGGAUUUCAAAAUUUCUGAUUUAAAUAAUGUGCAGCGUCAGAAGAGGAAAUCUGCUCAUGAAACUGUUCAUAAGUACAAAAAAAUUAACAAGUACAAUCAGUGUAAAAUUCGUAGACAAAGAAAUAAAAUAAAAAGUCUGAAUAGUCUGGCAGAUGCACUACUUAAGGAGAAGAGAAUAUCUGCAGCUCAGUCAAUAGUAUUACCUGAAUUAUUAAUUACUUAUGUUAAAUACUAAUUAUUAUAUCUUCAAAUGUGUAAAGGAGAAUUUAUUGUCAAGUUUCAUACAUUAUGUAUAUAUAUAAAUAAAUAAACUUGGUUUUUUAAUUAUAAUUACGUUUCCAGGAUUUUAUCUCGUUCCAGUUGCCUGAAUAACUUUUAAAUCUUCUCUAAGAAUCCUCGGUUUCCUAUGCAAUUC
Messenger RNA from Acanthoscelides obtectus, 766 nucleotides. Lineage: Eukaryota; Metazoa; Arthropoda; Insecta; Coleoptera; Chrysomelidae. The record is from the annotation of a GenBank genome assembly.